AUGUCGGGCGGCGCGCAGGCCGGCUACGACGGAGGCUACCCUGCCUCGCGGCCGGCGCCGACGCCCUGGCCGGCAGGGGCGCCAGCGCCCUACUCCGCUUCGGGGGGGGCGUCGGCGUCCGCGGCGGUGCCAGCGAGGGAGCCCAAGGACACCGAGCCCUCGGAGGUGGACGUGCUGUGCUCCGAGCUGCUGGGGUGCGUGCAGCAGCGCACCAGGGAGGGCAGAGAAGCGGAGCAUUCGUGA
Molecule: messenger RNA, 243 nt
Organism: Prorocentrum cordatum
Lineage: Eukaryota; Dinophyceae; Prorocentrales; Prorocentraceae
Source: the annotation of a GenBank genome assembly